Ziziphus jujuba (common jujube) is the source of this 2812-nucleotide messenger RNA. Its product is annotated as ethylene-responsive transcription factor ERF053. Gene Ontology annotation, molecular function: DNA-binding transcription factor activity; DNA binding. NCBI's taxonomy places the organism in Eukaryota, Viridiplantae, Streptophyta, Magnoliopsida, Rosales, Rhamnaceae. Gene Ontology annotation, biological process: regulation of DNA-templated transcription. The coding region runs from base 563 to 1960 and encodes 465 amino acids. The record is from RefSeq and is a predicted model, not a curated record. The transcript has a single exon.
AUAAACUCUCCACGAACCUCCUCUGCUUCCCACAGAACAGAGCUUUUUUUUUUUUUUUUUUGCCUCCCCUGUUUCUGCAACUGCGAUUUCCCCAAUUCACGCUGAAUAAUCAACACCCUUUUGGAUAUUUGUUCUUGAUCUUCGUCUGCUCAGCUCUCUCUUUAUCUAUUCAGUUUUUUUUUUUUUUUUUUCAUUUUGUUGUUGGAGAAUUUGAGAUGGGUUGCUCAAGAAUUAUCAAUUUGGGUAUCCGAUUCUGUUUUUAGUUCAAUCGGAUUAGCUAUUCAAAUUGAAUGUCCCAGAUUCUAAUAUUCGGUUUCUUUAUUGCUAUUUUAAUAUUCUCUGACCAAAUUUAGAUCUGGGUGUAAAAAAUUUCAAAGCUUUCUUAAUUUGUUUUUCUUGCUUUGGGUUCAACGAAUCAUUUUAGAUUCGUAUAUCUUUGUUUCUGAUUUAGGGGACCCUUCUCAAAUUCUCAACAAUAUCUCUCUUUUUCUUUUUUCUUUUUUUAAAAAUUUCUAUAAAUUUAAGAGAGAAAGCUGAGUAGUUAAAUCCAUAGCGCUUUCCAAUGGCAGCAGCAAAGAACAGUGGUAAAUCCAGAAAGGGUGUUGAAGAAACCCAGAAGAUGACAAGUUGGGAAAUUGACAGAGGAGGCAGAAAUGAUCUCAAUUUCAGCUCAGAGAGACGACAAUGGAAACCAGUUUUUGAUGAAGCUUCCAUGUCACAGAGACCUCUCAAGAAGAUCAGAAGCCCCGAACGUCAAGACCCAUUUCAAUCACCACCUACUUCUUCUUCUUCUUCAUCCUCUUUAACUCGACAACCACCAUCUCCGUUCUCUGUUCCUUCUCCUUCCUCUUCAUCAUCAUCUUCAAGAAUUGUGUUUCCUUUUGCAUUUGAUGGGUCCCAACAACAAUCUAUUCAAUAUCCAAAUCAACUCUCAUCGACAACUUUCCCAAUCUUCCGACCUCCUCUGCUUCAGCAUCCACAAACUCAUCAGCAGCAGCAGCAAAUGAUCUCUUUUGCUUCUCAGCAGCAACAGGGCAUGAAUUUACCGGCAAUUUUUCCAGCAGAUUCGGCUUCGCCUUUGCUGUAUAAUCAGCAACAGCUUCUUCAGUAUUGGAGCGAUGCAUUGAAUUUAAGUCCAAGAGGUAGGAUGAUGAUGAUGAACAGGUUGGGACCCGAUGGUCGUCCCCUGUUUAGGCCACCGACGCAGCCUAUAAACACAACGAAGCUUUACAGGGGAGUCAGGCAGCGGCAUUGGGGGAAAUGGGUUGCGGAAAUCCGUCUCCCUCGUGACCGGACACGGCUUUGGCUCGGUACUUUCGACACCGCCGAAGACGCUGCCUUGGCUUAUGAUCGUGAAGCUUUCAAGUUGAGAGGUGAGAAUGCUAGGCUCAAUUUCCCUGAGCUUUUCCUCAACAAAGACAAAGCAGUUUCCGAAGCUCCUAGCUCUGCUUCUGCUUCUUCACCACCUGUUCCAAUUGGAUACCAAAAGCAACAAGCUCCGGAGAAUCCAAAUUUUCCCUCGGACGUCGAGAAAAUGCCACCGCCGCCGCCAUUACCGGCUGCUAAAGAGGAGAAUCCCGACGAAGAUUCGGGAGUUGGGUCGAGUGAGGCUGCGGCGAGCGACGAAGUUCAGGCGAGUACAGCUGGUGAAGGUGGAGGUGGUGAUGGAGGUGAAGGUGUUUCUCAGGAACUUGUUUGGGGGGAAAUGGCAGAGGCUUGGUUGAAUGCAAUUCCGGCUGGCUGGGGUCCCGGAAGUCCUGUUUGGGAUGAUUUGGACACAACCAACAAUUUCCUAUUGCAAUCACAACUACCAUUUCACAACACCAGUUCAAAUCUGCAGCAGGAUUCGAAUGACUCUUCUAAUCGUCAGAGGCAGCAAGAGAACUUGGAUUCAUCUUCUUGUUCCACUUCCACUUUCUGUCCCACAAAAUCCUACUUUUGGAAGGAAAAUCAAGAUUGAAGGGGAAAAAAAAGAUCAUAUGUCAUAUGGUUAUUUGAUCUUUGAAAGUUGGUAAGAAGAAUUAUUAGGCACUCCUUUUCUCUUCUAGUUUUUACACAGUUUUUUAGGCACUCCCUCUAGAUUUUUUCACUGAUUGCAUAGUUUUCAGAACAGACCAACCCACUUUGAAUUUUCAAGCUUCUUUCAUGUCCUUUUUGGUUUUUACCUUGACAUCUUUCCCUUCUUUAGUAGAAUCUAGCUCUUAGUUUCACUUCCUCUCUCUCUCUCUCUCUCUCUCUCUCUCUCUCUCUCUCUCACUGGUUGCAGAUUUUUCAAAUACAACCUGUGAUUUCCUUUGGAGCAUUGUCAACCUUCCCUUUUUAUUUUUUAUUUUAUUAUUUCUUUUUUUGGGUCAUUUUGGAUUUUUGAAGCUUUAAAUUCACUUUGCUUUUGACUUUUAGACACUUCAAAAAUCCUGAACUCCUUCCUUCUAUUCUCUAGCUCCUCUAAGCCAUCUGCUAUGCAAAAGGUCCAUCUUUUUUCGGAACUUUUCAGCAAUGGCUGUCUAAUUCACACAUUUCCAUGCCUUCUGUUCCUAGUAUUGCUGUGAUGGCAGUGUUCAUUAUGUAUCUAUAUAUACAUAUGUAUGCAUGCAUGUUUUAGCUGCUUUUUAUUUUGCUGUUGAACAUAACAAUAACAAGAUUGUAGCAAUGAAGUUGGUUUAGUGUGAGAUCAUGGGAGAAGGAAGACGGUUUUAUGAUCUCCUUCUCCAUUGAUGAUCAUCAGGAUCGAGCUUCGUUUUCUUGCUCGAGGGGAUGUAGCAAUUACUAGUUUUUGUAAAUCUUUUGAAAUUGCUAUAUAUUUUUAUUAUUA